AUGGGUUGUGGGCCGGAUUUUAUGGGUGGGAUGGGUAUGUUGCUACUGCCCAGAAGGAGGGGAGGGAUGAGUCAGGGUCUAGAGGUGGAUCUCACAGAGGCAAGGGCUGGGGCAUGGGAUGGGUAUGCGCUUGGGGGGCAAAAAAAAACCAAUAUUCAUUCAGCCAUAUAUUUAAGCCAUAUUGUUUGA
This is a messenger RNA of Prunus armeniaca (apricot), 189 nucleotides long. The record is from the annotation of a GenBank genome assembly. NCBI's taxonomy places the organism in Eukaryota, Viridiplantae, Streptophyta, Magnoliopsida, Rosales, Rosaceae.